Tigriopus californicus is the source of this 2540-nucleotide messenger RNA. Its product is annotated as protein croquemort-like. Gene Ontology annotation, cellular component: cytoplasm; membrane. Lineage: Eukaryota; Metazoa; Arthropoda; Copepoda; Harpacticoida; Harpacticidae. The record is from RefSeq and is a predicted model, not a curated record. Bases 469 to 2199 code for a protein of 576 amino acids. The transcript has 8 exons. Gene Ontology annotation, molecular function: scavenger receptor activity.
CAGGAGUGGAACAUUAUCCUUUGUUAAUGAAUACCUAUCCUAAUCCCCCUUAGUGGCUGAGCAAAUCCGUCUCGUAAUGACAAUGACAGAGGCACCAAGAAAACGAUCCACCCUUGUCGUCUCGGGAACGGUUCAGAGUUAUCCAUCCUCGUUUGUGUUCUUCCCUCUUUACUCAUCAUAGGACCAACAACGUCGACUUGGCUCAAUUCCACGGUGUUGACGGUUUGGUCUCAGUCAGGAUUCUGCCGCCUUUGAGUGAACAUAUCGCGCAGUCACUCGGAGGUACAAGCACAACUCCAAACCAUUUCACUCAUAGGCCAGCCCAAACCAAACAACCCAGCCCUCGAAGAAGUUGUCUUGUCUACGUACCACGAAGAUUGUUUUGAAUUCUUCGCAUGUGCUGUGAGGGAGUGGACGAAUUCGACCUAUUUUUGACAUACACAGAUUUAAAAAAAAACAAAAGUGAAAAUGAUGACUCGAGGUUCUCUCCGCUCUCGUGGAGAAUGCUCCGAAAAGGUUUUGACCUUUGUGUGUAUGGGCUUUAUUGGCCUCAUGGUAUUUUCUGCCGGCUUCACCAUCAGUUUUCCAGCCCUUUUCAAUAAGAUUUUGGGACAGCAAAUGACCCUGAUAGAAGGCACUCCGGCUUUUGCCGAAUGGAUGCAGCCGUCGGUGCCAAUUUUUACCAAGAUAUAUCUGUUCUCUCUGCAAAAUCCUAAUCAGACGUUGGAUAAGACUGAAAAGCCCAGACUGAAGCAACUGGGUCCCUUUACAUUCAGAGAAGUUGAAACCAAAGAUCAGGUUGUUUUCAACCACAAAAACCGAACUAUUUCGUACAAGGUACGAAAAAGCUGGUUUUUUGAGCCUGAGAUGUCGGAUGGGAGUCUGGAUGACAUAGUCACCACUAUCAAUGUCCCUGUAUUAGGCAGUGCUGAAGCGUCCAAAGGCCAGUUUUUCAUGCAAUGGGGUUUAUCGUCAACAUUUGACAAUAUUGGAAGCCAAGUUUUCAUUCAAAAGACAGUUAGAGAACUUCUAUUCGAAUGCUACGAAGACACGUUGUUGGCCUUGGCUGACUGGUUUGGGCAGGAGUCAACAAUCCCGCUGGAUCGGUUUGGAUGGUUUUAUAAGCGCAAUGGUACCUCCUGGGCCGAUGGAACAUAUAAUAUGUACACUGGUCAAGACGACAUCAGUCAAAUGGGUAAAAUCAACACUUGGAAUUAUGAAAACCGCACUCAUUUCAACGAUGAGUGCGGACAAGUUCAUGGAUCAGCCGGUGGAUUUUACCCACCUGGCACAGCUCAACCCAACUUAUUACUCUUUUCGCAUGAUGCAUGCAGAACUCUGAGCUUUAAUUUCAAAGGAAAGUCGAAGGUCGAGAAUGUGCCUGGUCUCUUGUACAAAUUGGACGAGACCACGUUCGCCAAUGAGAGCACGUAUGCUCCGAAUUAUUGUUUUAACAAUAAUCUGCCCACCGGAGUACAGAACUCGACCCAGUGCAAACAAGACUCUCCUGCUUACAUUUCAUUCCCUCAUUUUUAUCAAGCCGAUCCUUACUAUCAAAACCAAUUCCAAGACGGAAGCAUUCAACCCGAGGGGGAUCUCCAUGAAUCUAGAAUUGUCCUCGAACCAGUCACCGGCAUUCCUAUGGAAGUGCUAAUCCGUCUCCAAAUAAAUGUCAAACUAAAUCCCAUGGAAGGAAUCUCAUUACUUCGAAAUGUUCCCAAGGAUCUUUACUUUCCCGUGAUAUGGUUCGAAGCUCAUGGGAUCGCCACACCAAGUGUGGCUCAGACCAUCAAUCUUUUGGUCCAAAUCCCUCAUUAUGCCAAUCUAGUUGGGGCCAUUCUGGUUGUAAUUGGUUUGGUGGGAGUCAUCGUGUGCGUGGCUUUGCGAUGCCGAAGAUUUCGUUCCAAGUCAGGAAAGAUCUCCGAGAGCAAAUCCAAUGACGAUUUUGAUUUGUCCAUUGAAGACUUCGACUCACAUAGACACAAGAUUAUUCCCAUUAUCAAACCCCAUGUUUCCAGUGGGCUCAAUGUCAAUCAGCAAUUGGUCCAUUCAAAUACCGAGGAAACCUUGUUCUUGAACUCAUCUGAGAGUGAAGCCUAUUCCUCCGAUGGUAGCAAGAAAACUAGUUUCUCGAGCGUAGAUAGUGCUCGAGCCACCUUAGUCUGUGAUUUGGAUUCCCAAUCAAGGCUUCUUAGUUAAUGUUUAUAACGUGAUGCUUACUGAACGAAGGAUGAGCUAGUUCGGUUAUACUAGGCAUCAUGAUACCAAAGAAUGAAUGAUGCAUUGCCAAGACAAUUCUACCCAUCUGUCUGUGCCGAUAUCGACAUGUGUUCUCCACGUCCAAACGACCAAUAACUCACUGUACAUUUAUUUUGCCGAACUGAUAAAUGCAUUCACUCUAUGUGAAGAGAGUCAAUCAUCGUGCCAAGAUCUACUUAUUCAAUGAACAUUACUCAUUGACCGUUCUCGCCAUCCUUAUUGAUAAUCAAAAGGCAAUGUUGGGCGUGAUCAAUAAAAAUCUAUUAUAUAGUUUAAUCCAG